CGGGACAUUCAAAUCCAGUGUAAACAGAGAGAGGGGAGCCUUGUCCGGGGUGUCACCAGAACCGCAGCCAGGGACUCGCAGGGGACACUAUGGCCGGACAGGGGCCUGUAGGAGCGGGCUAUGAGCGCCUGACAGCUGAUGAGAUGGACGAGCAGCGGCAGAAGAAUAUUGCUUAUCAAUACCUGUGCCACCUGGAGGAGGCCAAGCGCUGGAUGGAGUCUUGUCUGAACGAGGAGCUGCCGCCCCCCACCGAGCUGGAAGAGACUCUUCGCAAUGGCGUGGUUCUCGCCAAACUGGGACAUUUUUUUGCUCCCGAGCUCGUGCCGCUCAAGAAAAUCUAUGAUUUCGAUCAGAUGCGCUACAAGGCGACUGGUCUUCAUUUCCGCCAUACAGAUAACAUCAACCACUGGCGUCGAGCCAUGAGUCAAAUCGGGCUGCCUACGAUAUUUCAUCCUGAGACAACUGAUAUCUACGAUAAGAAAAACAUGCCCCGCGUUGUUUACUGUAUUCACGCUCUGAGUUUAUAUUUAUUUAAACUCGGGCUGGCUCCUCAAAUCCAGGAUUUGUACGGAAUAGCAAAAUUCACAGAUGAGGAAAUUAAUAAUAUGAAGUGUGAACUGGACAAGUAUGGGCUUCAGAUGCCGGCAUUUAGCAAGAUCGGAGGGAUUCUGGCUAACGAGCUGUCUGUGGACGAAGCAGCAGUGCACGCAGCGGUCAUUGCAAUUAAUGAAGCCGUGGACAGAGGGGUGGUGGAAGAAACCAUGGUCGCUCUCCGGAACCCCAACGCCAUGCUGGUGAACUUAAAUGAGAAGCUGGCAGCAGUGUACCAGGAGCUCCUGUACCAAGCCAAAUCCAUGAAAGUGGCGAAUGCCCGGAAUAAGCUUCUCCGGAACACUCCAGAUGGUCCGGAUAUAUAUGACCAUUGCCUGACACAGGCUGAAAUUCAGGGCAACAUCAACAAAGUCAAUGUGCACGCUGCCGUGGAGUAUGUAGACGAAGCUUUGGAGAGAAAGGAUUCUCGGAGUCUACUGUCCGCUCUCCAGGAUGGGGCCCUCGCGCUGCGAAGGGUCUUUAGAGAGAACGCAGACUGGUACUUGGAGCAGCUCACCAGUGAUCGAGAACAAAAAGCACUGGAACUGGGAUAUAUGGAUCUGCUGGAAAAAGAGGAAAUCCAAGCCGGAGUUGAUGCAGCCAAUCUGAAUGCAAGCAAGGAACAUGCGAUGGAUCAAGCUGUCGCACGUAUAAACGCUGUUAUCCGUGGUGGGAGUUCCGCUCAGACGAUACAAGAGUUGGCCAACCCAGAUGCACAGCUGCCAGAGGUCCAUCCUUUUGCGGCCAAACUGUAUCAACGGGAGCUGAAAGUUCUCCAAGGGCAGAAGCCUCAGGGAUCCCUGGUACAGGAGGAACUCUAUGUGGCCGUGGAGAUGUUGUCUGCCGUUGCUCUGACCAACAGGGCUAUCGAAGCUGGCGACUUUAAUGGGUUCUGGGCAAGUCUUAUCAGCUCAGCUCUGGGCCUGUCCGAAGUGGAAGAGGAGAGCAUGCAGAGGUACUUUAGCAAACUGUGCAAGCGGAAACGCCAGAAUGAAGGUUUCGAGUUUCUGAGCUGGAAUGAUCUUCAGUCCUGCGUGCACGACACCAACCUGUCCAUAGAAGAAGAACAUGAGAAAAUCCUCGCAGUCAGUCUCAUCAAUGAGGCUCUCGGACAGGGGGAUCCUCAGAAAACCUUCACGGCUUUGCUAAUGCCAGCAGCUGGUCUCACGGACGUCACCCUUCCUAAUGCUUGGCUUUAUCACCAAGUCCUCACCGGUGCUUUAAAGCGCAAGAAGCAGGAAGUUAGAGACGGGUCGGCCGUGCUUUGGCUUGAAGAGAUCCAGCAGGGAGUCUCACUUGCUAACCAAGAAACUGUAAGGAUGCGAAAAAUGGCUCUCGGGAUUGCAGCCAUUAACCAAGCCAUAAAGGAAGGGAAGCCUUCUCAAACUGUCCGCGUCCUCCGUAACCCAGACGCAGCGCUCUGCGGGGUGGUGUCAGACUGCGCUGAAGGUUAUCAGUCCGAACUUGGUGCGGUGAUGAACGCAAAAAGGAAAAAGGGAGAUCUUUCCAAUGUUUGGGUAAAACACAAAGUUAAGGAAUGGGGUGAUUAUUACUUCCACCUGCGGUCCUUUGAGGGCACCUGGGACCGUCCAGCGGGCUUCAGCUCCAACACCACACACCUGUCCCGAGAGGAGAUCCAGACUGUGGUGACCAGGGUGACCAGUGGUUUUAAGCGAGAGAAGCAGUGGGUGGCCAAUACCGACAUGUUGGUGAAGCUACAAGCUCGUAUGAGAGGUUACUUGAUGCGCAAGGCGUUUGCUGCUCACACCCACCUCCUGCGCAGACAACUGCCUGCCGCCACUUUAAUUCAGGCGCACUGGAGGGGUUACAAGCAGCGGAGAGAUUAUCUGCAUCGGCUCAACUACCUGUACAGCAAUAUAGACGCCGUCAUUAAGAUCCAGUCGCAUGUGAGAAUGUGGCUGGCGCGAAAAAAAUAUCGGGAAAGACUUCGGUAUUUCAGGAGAAAUAUUGCAAGCGUAAUUAAGAUCCAGGCUUUCUUCCGAGCCAACAAGGCCAGAGAGGAUUACAAGAUGCUGGUCCAUGCCAAGAACCCGCCACUGAGCACGUUAAGGAAGUUUGCCCACCUCUUGGAGCAGAGUGAGCGUGACUUCUGGGAGGAACGAGAGGUUAUGAAACUGAGAGAGGAAGUAGUGAAGAAAAUCCGAUCCAACCAGAGACUGGAGAACGACCUCAACUUGAUGGACAUCAAAAUCGGGCUGCUGGUGAAAAACCGGAUCACUCUGCAGGAAGUGGUCUCUCAUUGCAAGAAGUUGACUAGAAAGAACAAGGAACAGCUGUCUGACCUCAUGGCCAUCGAUAAGCAGAAGGGGCUAAAGUCCUUGAGUAAAGAGAAGCGACAGAAGCUGGAGACGUAUCAGAAUCUGUUUUACCUGUUACAGACUCAUCCGGAAUACAUGGCCAAGCUGAUAUUCCAGAUGCCACAGAACAAGUCCACCAAGUUCAUGGAGUCGGUAACGUUCACGCUGUAUAACUACGCAUCCAACCGGAGAGAAGCUUAUUUGCUGCUUAAACUUUUCCGUACAGCCUUGCAGGAGGAAAUAAACUUCAAAGUUGACCGCAUCCAAGACAUCCUAACCGGGAACCCCACGGUAAUACGUCUCCUGGUGAGUUUCUAUCGCAGCCCCCGAGGUCAGGGUGCCUUGCGGCAGAUUCUGGGGAACGUGGUGAAGGAGGUGCUCAACGACAAAACUCUGAAUGUUCGGAUAAACCCGGUGGAAAUCUACAAGAGCUGGAUCAACCAAGUGGAGACUCAGACCGGCAAGAAGAGCUCGCUUCCCUAUGAUGUCACUCCAGAGCAGGCUCUCACCUACCCCGAAGUUCAGAGACGCUUAGACAUAUCAAUCCGUAAUCUCAUUGCCGUGACGGACAAGUUCUUCUCCACCAUACUGGCCAAUGUCGACCAAAUCCCUUAUGGAAUGCGUUAUGUUGCUAAAGUUCUGAAAAAUUCUUUAAGUCAGAAGUUCUCGCGUGUCCAAGAGGAGGACAUCCACAAGAUCGUAGGGAACCUGCUUUACUAUCGCUUCAUGAACCCGGCUGUGGUUGCCCCCGAUGCCUUCGAUAUUGUAGACUUGUCUGUUGGUGGAACGCUUCACCCUGAUCAAAGACGGACCCUGGGUUCCAUCGCAAAAGUCCUGCAGCAUGUGGCUUCUAACAAGAUGUUUGAAGAUGCCCACCUUGGCCUUGUUAACCAGUAUCUGGAGGAAGUACAGUGGAAGUUCAGAAAGUUUAUCCGUACAGCCUGUACUGUACCGGAGCCUGAGGACCGCUUUAAUAUAGAUGAAUACUCUGAGAUGGUAAACACCAUUAAACCAGUCAUCUACAUAACUGUUGGGGAGCUCAUUGAUACCCACAAGCUCUUACUGGAACACCAAGAAGCCAUUGCUCCUGACCCCAAGGAUCCCAUCCAUGAGCUCUUGGAGGAUAUAGGAGCGGUGCCUACGGUUCAGUCGCUGAUAGGAGAAACCUCCACCUCUAAUCUUGGCGAUGUUGUCUCGGAACAAGCUUUGUCCCAGCUGAAGAAGCUGGAGAUGUCGCUCACGCUAACCAACAAGUUCGACCUGUUUGCGACCAGUGCGGAGGAGAUGGAUGCUCAUGGUUUAUUACUAAGCACAAAGCACAUGUUGGUAGACAUCAUCCUGUCACAGCCUGGAGAUUCCCUGAUAGAGUUGUUGCAUACGUCGGCUUCUGAGCAGCAGGAAGCAUCACAUUACCAACUGGUACACCAACGCGCUCUACAAGAAGCCAAGACCCCAGAGAAGAUGAAGCGCCACCGGUCCCUCCUGGGGAAUAGCCAAUUGUCAAUGGAAGAGAAAAAGCGUAAAAUUAUUCGAAACCUGCGAAGGCUGGAGUGCUUGGGUUUGGUUUCCUCAGACAACCAUUACCAGGAGAUAAUUAACAUGAUUGCUAAGGAUAUCCGUAACCAAAGGCGAUAUCGGCAGCACCGCAAGGCAGAGCUGGUGAAACUCAGGCAGACGAUGCAGAGACUGCACGGCAAAGCGUCCUUCCACGAGGAACAGAUUGACUUCUACAACCAGUACAUCAAAACCUGUCUGGAUAACCUCGCCAUGAACCACAAGAUGAACGGAAAGAAUAAAAAACAGGUGUCCCUGAACUACACCGCAGCCAGACUGCAGGAGAAAGGGGUCCUCUUGGAAAUUGAAGACCUUCCUUUGAGUCAGUUCAGAAAUGUCAUUUUUGACAUAACCCCGUGUGACGAGCCAGGGAAGUUUCAGGUGAAGACAAAGUUCCUGGGUGUGGAUAUGGAAAAGUUCCAGCUUAAUUAUCAGGACCUUUUGCAGUUGCAGUACGAGGGAGUGGCUGUGAUGAAAAUGUUCGAUAAAGCCAAAGUUAACGUUAACCUCCUCAUUUUCAUGCUGAACAAGAAGUUCUUCCGAACGUAAAAGGACAGAGCUUACCUCUCCGGAACGGUCUCUUAAUGGACUAUAUUCCUGAUGGAAACGAAGCUUCACUAUUUGCAUUGCAUCUUGUGUUCGCUCUGCAUAUGAUUAGUUGUGGACUAAAGUAAAUGUCAUCUGCUGGUAUUUGUCAAGUAGAUGAGCCCCAAACCCUGAAUUACCCUGCCCACAAGCCGUCGCCACCAAAACGUAAGUGCGUUCGGUUUCUGUAGACCUCGUUGAGCUCGGAGAAUAUUUGGACUCCAAGGGGAAAGUUCAAGAUGGUGUCCCCCAGUUUAGUGGUGGAGCGGAGACCUCAAGUUACCGCUUCCAAGAACUAAUUGUCUUCAUCAUGGCAUGACAACCACCGGCGUAGGGCAAUGGAGGCCCGUUGUUCCUGAGUAAUUUGAGGUCCAUACCGCCUU
Molecule: messenger RNA, 5431 nt
Organism: Spea bombifrons (plains spadefoot toad)
Lineage: Eukaryota; Metazoa; Chordata; Amphibia; Anura; Pelobatidae
Gene: IQGAP3
Product: IQ motif containing GTPase activating protein 3
Exons: 38
Coding region: 90-5012 (1640 amino acids)
Biological process (GO): regulation of GTPase activity; regulation of actin cytoskeleton organization
Cellular component (GO): cytoplasm
Molecular function (GO): calmodulin binding; GTPase activator activity; actin filament binding
Source: RefSeq, a predicted model, not a curated record